CUGCCUGCCGCUCAAACGCAUUUUUCUGCUGCCUCGUCUCGCUUUAAAUGAGGUAAAAGGAAUGAAUAGCUGCAGGCGUGGAUGGUGAAUGAAGCGGGAAACACCCAUCAAUCCACUGCAAGUCUCAACUGAAGGGAGUCUUACGGAAGAAGUUAACUUGGAUACAAAGUACCACAGAGAGCUUCUGGACUGCAGCGCGUGCCUGUGUCUUUACUAAGGUCUACAUAAAUGCACCAGCUGGAGCUCGGAGCUGAAACAUGUUCACGUGUUUGCUCAGCAGCGGCUCACUGGGAGGCUGGUAAUGGUUUGUGGGUCCUUCAGAGUCUGUUGAACUGGAUUCAUCGUCCUACAUCAUAUACAACACUCCCGCGCAGCACUCCGUGCAACUUGUCUCGGGGUCGAGAGCGGAGUUGGUGAACAGUGUGAAUCAGAGUCGCUGUGGGGACUGCUGAGCUCGCCACACAGCUGUCAGGAGGAGAGCCGCGGAACCUGCAAACUUAUGAACUGAGAAGGUGUAUCGUGUCCUUCGGUCUGCUGGUAUCAGGAUGUGGUUCACAGUCAGACUGAGUCUCUGCCUGCUGGGCUUCUUUCUCAUCUCUGUGUUCCCUCACACAGCACAAGGCCAAGUUUCAUCACCAAGAAGGCUUCGUACCAAAGUCCUGAGCCCCACCAAGCUGCACGUGUCUUGGAAAGAACCCAAAGGACAGUUUGAAAGCUACAAAGUCAUUUACACCACACGACCAGGCGGAGAGCAGAAGGUGGUUCAGGCAUCAAAGCAGGAAGCAAAACUGGUCAUCGAGGACUUUGAUCCUUCUAAAACGUACAACUUUAAGAUCAUUGCAGUCCAUGAGGGGCAGGAGAGCAAACCUCUUCAGGGCAAACAUGAAGCUCAGCAAUCAGCUGUUGAAAUGGCUCCAUCCCAAGGGAGAAAAAACGGCAGCGUCACACAGGAGAACAAUGAGAUCUCAGAAGCUGAAGCGGGAUUUAUGUGUAAGACUCCAGCCAUAGCCGACAUCGUGAUCCUGGUAGACGGUUCCUGGAGUAUCGGGCGGAUCAACUUCAGGCUGGUCAGGACCUUCCUGGAGAACCUGGUCAAGGCGUUUUCAGUGGAGAUUGACAAGACUAGGAUUGGUCUGGCUCAGUACAGUGGAGACCCCAGGAUCGAGUGGCAUCUGAACGCUCACACCACUAAAGAGUCUGUAAUCGAUGCUGUGAAGAAUCUGCCAUAUAAAGGAGGAAACACACUGACAGGUCUGGCUCUGACCUUCGUCCUGGAGAACAGCUUCAAACCCGAGUCAGGCUCCAGACCCGGUGUUCCCAAGAUAGGAAUCCUCAUCACGGAUGGGAAGUCCCAGGAUGAUGUCAUACCCCCAGCGCAGAGCCUGAAGGAUGCUGGGAUAGAACUGUUUGCCAUUGGUGUGAAAAAUGCUGAUGAGAAUGAGCUGAAGGCGAUUGCCUCACCUCCAGAGGAAACUCACGUUUACAACGUGGCAGACUUCAGCGUGAUGAGCGACAUCGUGGAAGGUCUCACCAAGACCGUUUGCGACCGCGUGGAGCAGCUCGACAAGAAGAUCAAAGGGGGGGCGGAGCCUGCCCCGCCACCAGCCGUCGUGGCUGCACCUCGUGACCUCGUGACCUCGGAGAUAACUGCUCGUAGUUUCCGGGUGACAUGGACACACGCAUCGGGUCAGGUGGAGAAAUACCGAGUGGUGUACUACCCUGCCAGUGGGGGGCAGCCAGAAGAAAAGGUGGUCCAGGGGACACAGAACAGCGUGGAGCUGAGCUAUCUGAACUCUCUGACAGAGUACCAGGUGGCUGUUUUUGCCGUCUAUCGCAGCGCCGCAAGUGAAGCCCUGAGAGGAAGUGCUACUACAUUGGCCCUGCCCACGGUGAACAACCUGGAGUUGUUUGAUAUUACCCACAGCACUAUGCGGGUCCGCUGGAAGGCCGUCGCUGGGGCUUCUGGGUACAUGAUCUUGUACGCCCCGCUGACUGAAGAGGAUGCUUCAGAUGAGAAGGAGGUGAAGGUGGAUGACUCGGUGACUGAGGUGGAGCUGGAAGGAUUGACUCCAGCUACUGAGUACACAGUGACAGUUUACGCCAUGUACGGAGAGGAAGCCAGUGACCCCAUGACCAGCCAGCAGACCACAUUACCGCUGAUCCCAGCGAGGAACCUUCGUUUCUCUGAGGUGGAUCACAGCUCUGCCCGAAUCACAUGGGACUCCGCCUCCAGGAAGGUUAAAGGGUACCGCAUCAUGUACGUCAAAACCAAUGGAGUCCAGACCAAUGAGGUGGAUGUUGGCCGUGUGACAGCCUGGCUGCUGAAAAACCUGACAUCACUGACGGAGUACACUGUCGGUGUGUUUGCCGUCUAUGAUGAAGGACAAGCUGAGGUUGUGACAGACAGCUUCACCACAAAAACUGUCCCGGACCCAGUGGACCUGAGGAGCAGUGACAUCUCCACGAACAGCUUCAGGGUGUCCUGGGCUCACCCGGCGUCUGAUGUGGUGCUUUAUCGACUCACCUGGACACCCACCGACGGAGAAGAGAGCAGUGAGGUUUUGGUGAAUGGGAAUAUCAACACGUACCUGAUAAAGGAACUCACCCCCUCGACAGAGUACGAAGUCCUCCUGGCCGCCAUUUACGGGAAUGAGCUGGAGAGUGAUGAGGUGAUCCUCGUGGAGUCCACCGCUGAAAAAACAACCACCAUUGCCACGACAACCACCACCGUAGCAGCUCCUCGGUACGGGGUGAGAAGCAUGAAGAUCGAUGAAGAAACUACGUUCAGCAUGCGGGUGUCCUGGCAGCCCGUCGACCCCAGAAAUGCUCGACAUUAUCGACUGAGCUACAUCAGUGCGAGGGGAGACCGAGCAGCAGAGACGAGAACAGUGCCCACUGGUCAGAACAGCCUGGUUCUGCAGCCUCUGCUGUCAGACACAGAGUACAAAGUCUCCAUCACUCCUGUUUACCCCGAGGGAGACGGACCGGCAGCCGCCGCGACGGGACGGACGCUUCCUCUCUUAGCUCCCAGGAACCUGCGUGUCUCAGAGGAAUGGUACAAUCGCUUCAAGAUCAGCUGGGAUGUUCCACCGUCGCCCACAAUGGGCUACAGGGUCAUCUACCAGCCUCUAACUGCCCCUGGACAAGCCCUGGAAACCUUUGUGGGGGAGGAUGUGAACACCAUGCUGAUCGUUAACCUGCUGAGCGGUACCGAGUACAGCGUCAAGGUCAUCGCCUCCUACUCGACCGGAUCCAGCGAAGCCCUGACAGGAAGGGCCAAGACCUUGUACCUGGGCGUGACUAACCUGAGUACCUAUCAGGUGAGGAUGAACGGGCUGUGUGCCCAGUGGCAGCCUCACCGACAUGCCAGCGCCUACAGAGUGGCCCUGGAGUCGGCGGUUGGCAGCCAGAAGCAGGAGACGAGACUGAGCGGGGGAGCGAGCAGGCACUGUUUCAACAACCUGAAGCCCAACAUGCAGUAUAAGAUCAGCAUCUACGCUCAGCUGCAGGACGGGACCGAAGGGCCUGCAGUCACCACCGCUGAGAAGACACUACCCGUCCCGACCCCACCACCCACCAAGCCCCCGACCACCACGCCUCCACCCACAAUCCCUGCUGCCAAGGAAGUCUGUAAAGCUGCCAAAGCAGACUUGGUCUUCCUGGUUGACGGUUCCUGGAGUAUCGGAGAUGAAAACUUCCUGAAGAUCAUCCGUUUCCUGUAUAGCACCAGUGGAGCUCUGGACCGGAUCGGCCCGGAAGGCACACAGGUGGCUAUUGCCCAGUUCAGCGACGAUGCCCGGACAGAGUUUAAGCUGAACUCCUACAGUGACAAGGAGGGUCUGCUGGACGCCAUCAACAAGAUCUCCUACAAAGGAGGAAACACUAAGACAGGUCGAGCCAUCCAGCACGUGAAGAAAAACAUCUUCACAGAGGAGGCAGGAGCGAGAAGAGGAAUCCCCAAAGUCCUCGUGGUGCUCACUGACGGUCGAUCUCAGGAUGACGUCAACAAAGUCUCCAAAGAGAUGCAGAUGGAAGGUUACAUCGUGUUUGCCAUUGGCUUCGCUGAUGCUGACUACGGGGAGCUGGUGAGCAUCGCCAGUAAACCCAGUGACAGGCACGUCUUCUUUGUGGAUGACCUGGACGCCUUCAAGAAGAUUGAAGAGAAGCUGGUGACCUUUGUGUGUGAAGCUGCAACUGCCACGUGUCCGGCUGUGCCGAUGAGUGGCAGCACGAUGCCAGGCUUUCGCAUGAUGGAGCUAUUCGGGCUCGUGGAGAAUCGGUACAGCAGCAUGUCUGGCGUUUCCAUGGUACCCGGCACCUUUAACACGUUCCCCUGUUUCCACCUGCACAGCGACGCGCUGCUGGCACAGCCAACCAGGUACAUCCAUCCUGAGGGGCUGCCUUCUGACUACACCAUCACCCUGCUGUUCAGGCUGCUGGCCGACACUCCCGAGGAGCCUUUUGCGCUCUGGGAGAUCCUCAACAAGAACAACGAACCUCUAGUGGGCGUCAUCCUGGACAAUGGAGGAAAAACUCUGACGUUUUUUAACAAUGACUUUAAAGGAGAGUUUCAGACAGUCACCUUCGAGGGGCCAGAAAUAAAGAAGCUCUUCUUUGGAAACUUCCACAAGCUUCACCUCGCCAUCAGUAAGACGAGCGCCAAAGUGUUCGUUGACUGCAAGAUGGUGUCUGAGAAGACCGUCAACGCAGCAGGAAACAUCAGCACUGAUGGGCUGGAGGUUCUCGGUAGGAUGGUCCGCUCCCGAGGGAACAAGGACAACUCUGCACCGUUUCAGCUCCAGAACUUUGAUAUCGUCUGCAGCACCUCGUGGGCCAACAGAGACAAGUGCUGUGAACUUCCCAGUCUGAGGAAGGAGGUAGACUGCCCGGCCUUGCCUAAAGCCUGCACCUGCACCCAGGACAGCAAAGGCCCCCCAGGCCCUGCUGGACCACCAGGAGGCCCAGGAAUCAGAGGAGCCAGAGGAGAACGUGGAGAGCCAGGCCCUGUGGGACCAACUGGUCCUGUUGGAGAUACGGGUCUUCCAGGACCUCAGGGACCCCCAGGACGGCAAGGACCCAGUGGACGCUCCAUUAUUGGACCCCCGGGCAGUCCUGGAGAGAGAGGUCAGAAAGGUGAUGUGGGACAGCAAGGAACUCAGGGGGUUCCUGGAACACCCGGAGGUCCAGGGAGGGAAGGACCUCCAGGACCCAGAGGACUGCCAGGCAAAGAUGGCCCCCCAGGCACACAGGGCCCCCCAGGAACCAUCGGAACUCCGGGAGCUCCAGGAUCCCCAGGAAGUACAGGCCCUCCAGGAAAGCAGGGAGAGCUGGGCCCACCGGGACCUGCUGGAACUAAGGGAGAGAAAGGUGAACGGGGAGAUCUCCAGUCGACAGCAUCAGUUCAGGCCAUUGCCCGACAGGUCUGUGAGCAGCUGAUCCAAAGCCACAUGGCGCGCUACAACAGCAUCCUGAACCACGUGCCGAGUCCUCCGGUGUCAAUCCGCACAGUUCCCGGACCACCGGGAGAGCCUGGUCGAGAAGGACCCCCAGGACCACAGGGAGAACAGGGACCCCCAGGCAGACCAGGCUUCCCAGGACAAAAUGGACAGAAUGGGCAACCAGGAGAAAGAGGACAACCAGGAGAGAAGGGUGAUAAGGGAUCUCCAGGUGUGGGUGUACAAGGACCCAGAGGACCUCCAGGACCACCUGGUCCCCAGGGACAGGGCAGACCAGGUAGCUCUGGACCCUCAGGACGACCUGGAAAUCCCGGAGUACCCGGUCGGCCCGGAGCCCCCGGACCCAUCGGCCCCCAGGGGCCUCCGGGUUACUGUGAUCAGAACUCCUGUGUGGGCUACAAUGUUGGAGAAGGCGAGGAUGUCACUGACGGCGACGCUGUCCCCGCAGUCCAACUACCACCCAGCGUCUUCCAGAACUAUGGCGAGGUCGAGGAAGACGAUCCGUACCGCUACUACCAGCCCAACUACCCGGCCCCUCGACCAGUGGCGCCUGAUGAUCCCGCACUGGCCCUGGGUGACAUUGAGCUGAGGUCUCCUGGCGUCUACCGCACCUCUCGGAGUGUGAAGGAGGAGGAAGAGAAAGUCGGGACGAAGAGGCGACUAAAGAGAGGCGCUGCGUGGACUAACUGAGAGGAGUUGAUUCUGAUUGGGCAGCUCGGAGCUGCUAUGGACUAAUCAACAAGUGCCUGAUGUAAAGGAUUUCUUAUGGACAUUGUAGAGGGACGGGAAGGGAUACCAGUCGGGACUAUUGUAACAUCUAUGCUACAUUAAGAAAACUUUCAAAACAAUUUACAUUUUGUUUUUCAUUUGUCAACAAUAUUGUUUGGAAAUCGUCGGAUCUUAAAGAGGGUUCAUGUUUCACAGGUGAACUGUUCUCACAGACUGUAUAACAAAGGUUCAUGUAGCCACCAAUGACGUUCCCCGCUGGUUUCUAACGUUUCGUUUUGAAUCCUGUUUGGUUUCCUGAUACUGUUUAAAGAAGCAAGGGAUCAAUGUGAGAAACCAGUGGAAAUGGUCAAGGGGUCGUGACCUCUCAGUUCAUAGACCCAUUAAAGUACAGUAACGUGUCAAACUGGGCAAAAACACAGCCGUCCAUUAUUUUUAACUGCUUCAAUAAGGAUCAUGGGGAGGAACAGAGUCUCUCCUAGUUAACACACAGUGAGUGGUUUAUCACAGGGCUGUCGGGCUGUUUGCUUCAACCAGUGGAAUAUUUAAUUCUAUCCACAAGAAGGGAAACCAGUACAACAAGAGACAUAACCACUUAUAGAUACACAUGGAAAAUGAACACUAGGAACACUGGUGCCCUUCUCAUUGUUCAGUCAUUAACAGUUGUGCUUUAACAUGAACUGACCAAGAUGUAAACGAUCUAAAUGGACCUCAGAAUGUAAAUGUCUUUGAAGCAGACUUUGAAUCUCUGCAGUCAUCAGGACACAGCUGCUGGAUCCCAGGUUAACUUCAAUCUACGACUCUAUACUCCAUCUACUUUAAUGUCUGCAUUAAAUUCUGUCAUUACAAAGUAAACACAGCUUGAAGCAGAUUGUUGAACAAAGUAAAUAAAACCCUGACAAAUAUCUAAAUGUACCACUGCUUACCUUCAGUCCCUCUGAUGAUAAAUGGUCCCUCAGCUAAAUCAAACGCUGCUCCCUCAGUCCUCACAACAGCAGCUGAACUGCUCUGAACUCUGCAUCUACACACAGAUGAUCUAAACUAAUGGAGCCUUAAACCACGCCCCACUUUAUCAUUUUUAUUCUUUAUUGGACAGUUGAUUAAAUAAAGUGGGUUUUAAAGAAGACUGAAAACGACUGAUUUUGACCCUGAAAGUUUCAACUUUAAGGUCACAGAUCGACUAUGUCAGUUUCCCCACAGACUUCUGUCAAACGCUGCCACCUUCUGGUCAUCAGAGAGAAUUUAGGGUUCAAGGCUAAUCAGACGUAGAAGCUACAUCCUUCUUUUAUAUACAGUCUGUAACUGUCCCUGUGGUCGUUAAUCAGAGACUCGUCUGUCAUUUAUAUUUUUAACCUGGUUGGUUAAGUGCCUCCAAACGGUCCAGCAACAACUUAUUUCAAACGGUCUCCGUCAUUAUUUUUUCUUUAAAACCUGUUAGUCUUACAAGAUUUUAUUUUACUCUGUUGCUUCUCUGACAGAAAAAAUAAAAUAAAAAUAUCCAAAAGGUUUUGAUUUAAAUUGCAAAGUGUUUGAUGACAAUGAUGUAAUCUGUUAGUGUGUUGGUCCUGUCCUGCAUCAGUCUGAUUAUUACCUCCAGUGUCUUUGUUUUAAAGCCUUUUUAUGUAAAGUUUUGCAUGUUUUUGUUUAUUUCAGUUACCAUGCAGUGUAUCAUUUUCUAAUCGUAGAGCCAUACAAACAUUUUAUUGUUACAUAUUCAUAUUAUUUUGUAGUGCAGGUGUUGUCGCAGUAUUAAGCUCAAACUGGUCUCUGUGUUUGGGGAGGCUGAUGAAAAUAUAAGUUGUAAAAACUGAGAUUCUUUCUGUGUAAAUGUAUUUUGGUUCAGUUUGUCAACCCACAGUUUUACUCAGAGAAGCAAAUUUAACAAAGUUUAGUUGGAAAAAAUGUUAUUUUUCACAACGCUCUGUUUCUUACUUGGUGUUUUUAUUUAGUUAUCACUUCAUUUCUUGUCUUUAUAUUCAGACUUUAAUCCUUUAGUCUCAUUGUCUGAAAAAAAUCCCAGUUACGUGGAGGACUAUGCUUUUAUUCAACCUUGUUUGAUGUGAAUUUGGCCAGAAUUUGAACUUUGAACUUUCCUUCUGAGUUUAGUGUUUUGAAGCCUUCAGGUCUGUGAGGAGAGCAGUUCCCUCUACACCUCCGACCAGAAUGUUUAAAAAAUAAAAUCAAGGAAUUAAUUUA
Molecule: messenger RNA, 8378 nt
Organism: Maylandia zebra (zebra mbuna)
Lineage: Eukaryota; Metazoa; Chordata; Actinopteri; Cichliformes; Cichlidae
Gene: col14a1b
Product: collagen, type XIV, alpha 1b
Cellular component (GO): interstitial matrix
Molecular function (GO): protein binding
Source: RefSeq, a predicted model, not a curated record